GUCUAUUCUCUCUCUCUCGCUGUCUUUGGUAAUGUACUACAGUAGCUCUGGUUUAGCUGUGGCAAUCAGAACAAUGACUCUGCUGAGGAGAGGGUGUCAAUAGAAAACAGUGUUAUUGCACGGAUUUUUGUGUGUUUUGGUGUCGCUUUUUGUAUUUCUUUACAAAUGCACCAAUCGUAAAAAAAUGUGGAUACCUACAGAACAUGAGAAAUACGGCGUUGCGCUAGCCAGUUUUCGAGGAACUGUCCCACAUGGUAUAUCGUUGGAGAUUGGUGAUACAGUGCAGAUAUUGGAGAAAUGCGAAGGCUGGUACAGAGGGGUUGUUCUGAAGAAUCCAAAUACAAAGGGAAUUUUUCCAUCUAACUAUGUGCACUUGAAAAAUGCUAAUGUCAAGAACAAAGGGCAAUUUGAAACAGUCAUUCCGACAGAAGACUCUGUCAUUACUGAGAUGACCUCAACUUUGAGAGAUUGGGGCACUAUGUGGAAACAACUUUACGUGAAGAAUGAAGGGGAUUUGUUCCACAGACUAUGGCAUGUAAUGAACGAGAUAUUAGACCUACGAAGGCAAGUACUCGUAGGGCACCUAACUCUCGACCGGAUGAAAGAUGUAAAGCAGCACAUCACUGCACGUCUUGACUGGGGAAAUGAACAGCUGGGAUUGGAUUUGGUUCCAAGGAACGAGUUUAGUAUGGUGGACCCGGAUGAAAUCAGUGUUACAGAGCUGUACAAACUGAUGGAACACCGGCAUCGAAAAAAAGAAACCCCCGUCCCGGCUAGCACUCACCACUUGUUUGUGCAGAUGAAAAGCCUGAUGAGCUCUAACCUCGGAGAAGAGCUGGAGGUCUUCUUUUCCCUAUACGACAGCCGAGAGAACCGUCCAAUAAGUGAACGAUUCUUUGUACGAUUAAAUAAGAACGGCUUGCCAAAAUCACCAGAGAAAACUGAAAGACAGUGUACCCUUUUUGUAGAUUUGGGGAGCAGUGAUCUCAGGAGAGAUGUAUACAUUACUGUCCAUAUUAUAAGAAUAGGACGGAUGGGAGCAGGAGAGAAGAAGAACGUCAGCAGUGUGCAGUAUCGACGGCCGUUUGGAUGCGCAGUGAUCAGCAUUGCUGACCUGUUGACCGCAGACUCGAAGGAUGACCACAUUUUAAAAGUUUACAUGUGCAACACAGAAAAUGAAUGGUAUCAAAUACAGGAGAAUAUUAUCAGGAAAGUGAAUGCCCGAUACAACCUCACAGGCUCCAAUGCUGGUCUUGCAGUUUCUCUUCAGCUGUUGCAUGGGGACAUUGAACAGAUCAGAAGGGAGUACAUGGUGCUGUUUACGCGGGGGGUGGCUAUAACAAAAAAACUGGGCUUCUCUGAUAUCAUUAUGCCAGGGGAAAUGAGAAACGAUUUGUACAUAACCAUGGAAAGAGGAGAGUUUGAAAAAGGGGGAAAAAGCGUGGCGAGAAAUGUUGAGAUCACGGUGUAUGUGCUGGAUAUUGAUGGGCAGAUUCUCAAGAACUAUGUCUCAGCAGGUUCGGGAGAGCCAGCAUUAAGCGAAUUUCACUCCUUUGUGCUGUAUCACAAUAACAGCCCCCGGUGGGCAGAGCUGCUCAAACUUCCUAUUCCUGUGGAUAUGUUCAGGGGAUCCCAUGUCCGCUUCGAAUUCAGGCACUGUUCCACGAAAGAAAAGGGGGAGAAGAAGUUAUUUGGGUUUUCCUUUGUUCCGCUGAUGCAGGAAGAUGGCAGGACUUUGCCAGAUGGCACCCACGAACUCAUUGUCCACAAGUGUGAAGAAAAUGCGAACCUCCAGGACUCUGCUCGCUACCUCAAGUUGCCGUUUUCAAAAGGAAAUCUCCCAGGAAGCAACCAAGCUGUGAAAACCACGAAGGAGUCCUUUUGGAUCACAUCAUUUCUCUGCUCUACUAAACUCACACAAAAUGGAGACAUGCUGGAUCUUCUUAAGUGGAGAGCCCAUCCUGAAAGGAUAACAGACAGUCUGUCUAAGUUGAAAGAGAUAGAUGGUUCAGAAAUAGUGAAGUUUCUGCAAGACACAUUGGAUACAUUGUUUGGUAUUUUAGAUGAAAGCCCUCAGAAAUAUGGGUUGAAGGUUUUCGACUGCUUAGUUCAUAUUAUCAAUUUGCUGCAGGACAGCAAAUUUCAGCAUUUUAAGCCAGUCAUGGAUACUUACAUUGAAAGUCAUUUUGCAGGAGCUUUGUCUUACAGGGACCUCAUUAAGGUGUUAAAGUGGUAUGUGGACCGAAUAGUAGAAGCUGAACACCAGGAACGCAUUCAACAGGUGCUCAAGGCUACAGAGUAUAUAUUCAAGUAUAUUAUUCAGUCUCGUCGCCUGUUCUCUCUUGCCACUGGUGGGCAGAGCGAGGAAGAAUUUCGUUGCUGUGUUCAUGAGCUCUUCAUGUCAAUCCGAUUCUUUCUUUCUCAAGAAAGCAAAGGAUCUAGUCCUGUUACACAGACACAAGCAGUAUUUCUGAAUACCUUUCCAUCUGUCUACCGAGAACUGCUGAAGCUAUUUAGUGUACAGGAAGUGGCUAACUUUAUACGAGACACAUUGGGCAGCUUGCCAGCAAUCACGCAUGCAGAUUGCCCCUUGGAAGCUGUCAAACUGCAGUGCAUUGCAAAAACGGUGGAGAGCCACCUGUACACCAACCCUGAUUCCCGCUGCAUUCUGUUACCAGUGGUUUUGCACCACCUCCACAUGCAUUUGCAGGAGCAAAAGGACCUUGUCAUGUGUGCACGUAUCCUUAGCAGUAUGUUUUCUCUCAUCAAAAAAGAUAGCACAGAAACAUCAGUCUCUGAAGAAAUAGAUCUGAUUGUGGAAAGCCUGUUGGGUGUGUUGCUAAGAACCAUAUUAGAAAUCACCAACCGACCACAGCCGGCUGGAACUGCCCUACGGUUGCAGUUCCAGGAUAUCACAGGUGAAUUUGUGGCCUGUCUGCUGGUUCUACUCCGACAAAUGACAGAUAAACACUACCAACAGCUUCUAGAAGGCUUUACAAACAAAGAAGAACUGAGGGAUUUCCUGCUGCAGAUCUUUACAGUGUUUCGGAUUCUUAUAAGGCCAGAAAUGUUUCCAAAAGACUGGACGGUCAUGCGACUGGUGACCAACAAUGUAAUCAUCACGACAGUGUUGUAUCUCUCUGACGCUCUGCGCAAAAAUUUCCUGAAUGAAAAUUUUGACUACAAGGUUUGGGAUUCCUACUAUUAUCUUUCAGUCAUAUUCAUAAACCAACCAUGUCUUCAGCUAGAGAUGUUUUCACCUUCCAAAAAGAAGAAGGUGUUAGAAAAGUAUGGGGACAUGAGGGUCAUGAUGGGCUGUGAGAUCUUCAGUAUGUGGCAGAAUUUAGGAGAGCACAAAGUUCACUUUAUUCCAGCAAUGAUCGGUCCAUUCCUUGAAGUGACACUUGUUCCUCAGCCAGACCUGCGGAACGUGAUGAUCCCGAUAUUUCACGACAUGAUGGACUGGGAACAGAGGAGAAGUGGCAGCUUUAAACAGGUGGAAGCCAAACUUAUAGACAAGCUGGACAGCUUGAUGUCAGAGGGAAGAGGGGAUGAAACGUACCGGGAGCUCUUCAACAGCAUAAUACCUCUGUUUGGCCCGUAUCCUAGCCUACUGAAGAAAAUCGAGAGGGAGACCUGGAGGGAGAGUGGGAUUUCAUUGAUAGCCACUGUUACACGGCUCAUGGAAAGACUGUUAGAUUACAGGGACUGUAUGAAGGUUGGGGAGGUAGAUGGCAAAAAGAUCGGAUGCACAGUUAGUCUACUGAAUUUCUACAAAACAGAGUUAAACAAGGAAGAAAUGUAUAUACGUUAUAUACAUAAACUGUAUGAUCUACAUUUGAAAGCUCAGAACUACACAGAGGCUGCCUACACACUUUUACUGUACGAUGAGCUGCUAGAAUGGUCUGACAGGCCUCUGAGAGAGUUUCUGAAUUACCCUAUGCAGACGGAAUGGCAGCGCAAAGAAUACCUGCAUCUCACCAUUAUUCAGAAUUUUGACAGGGGGAAAUGUUGGGAGAAUGGUGUAAUCCUCUGCAGGGAACUUGCAGAUCAAUAUGAGGCCUACUAUGACUACAGGAAUCUUAGCAAGAUGAGGAUGAUGGAAGCUUCCUUAUAUGACAAAAUAAUGGAUCAACAGCGUCUGGAGCCGGAAUUCUUCAGAGUUGGGUUCUAUGGAAAGAAGUUUCCCUUCUUUUUAAGGAACAAGGAGUUUGUUUGCCGGGGACAUGACUAUGAGAGACUGGAGGCCUUCCAGCAGCGAAUGUUGAAUGAGUUCCCACACGCUAUCGCCAUGCAGCACGUCAACCAGCCUGAUGAGACCAUCUUUCAGGCAGAGGCACAAUAUUUGCAGAUCUAUGCUGUGAGUCCUAUCCCUGAAAGUCAAGAUGUUCUGCAGAGAGAUGGAGUACCUGACAAUAUCAAGAGCUUUUAUAAAGUCAACCACAUCUGGAGAUUCAGAUAUGACAGACCUUUCCAUAAAGGAACAAAGGAUAAAGAAAAUGAAUUCAAGAGCUUGUGGGUGGAACGGACCACGCUGACAUUAGUGCAGAGUUUACCUGGAAUCUCUCGAUGGUUUGAAGUGGAAAAACGAGAGCUGGUGGAGAUGAGUCCUCUUGAAAAUGCUAUUGAAGUAAUAGAGAAUAAAAACCUGCAGCUAAGAGCACUCAUAACUCAGUGUCAAGCAAGACAAAUGCAGAAUAUCAACCCACUCACAAUGUGCCUGAAUGGAGUCAUUGAUGCUGCUGUUAAUGGUGGCCUUGCAAGAUACCAGGAGGCAUUUUUUGUGAAGGACUACAUUGUGAACCAUCCUGAGGAUGGAGAAAAAAUUGGACGCCUGAGGGAGCUUAUGUUUGAACAGGCUCAGAUUCUGGAGUAUGGAUUAGCUGUUCAUGAAAAGUUUGUACCUCAGGAUAUGAGACCAUUGCAUAAAAAGCUGGUUGAUCAGUUUCAUCUGAUGAGAUCAAGUUUGGGAAUACAGGAUUUCCCAGCAUAUGUUCGUGCAAGUCCAGUUCAUUUCACCAAUGGAAGUCCACGUGUAUGCAGAAACUCCGUGCCUAAUGUCAUAAGCCCUGAUGGUGCUAGAGUAAUCUCCAGACGCAGCCCUCUGAGCUACCCAGCCGUCAACAGAUACUCGUCCUCUUCCCUCUCAUCACAAGCCUCUAAUGAAGUAAGCAACAUCACAGGACAGUCAGAAAGUUCUGAUGAAGUCUUCAACAUGCAGGGAUUUUUGUUUCAGCCAAGUCCAUCUACCUCAAGCUUAAGUUCUACUCAUUCUGCCUCUCCAAAUGUGACCAGCUCUGCUCCAUCCAGUGCCAGAGGUUCCCCAUUGCUGUCCGACAAACACAAACAUUCCAGAGAGAACUUCUGCCUUUCUCCAAGAGAAAGGCCCUGCAGUGCCAUUUACCCAAACCCCUUGGAAGCCCCUCAGAGGAUGCUUGCUCAUCAAAUAGGGGAUAACUCCUUACCAAGAAGUGAUCCAAAUAUUUCGGCACCAGACAAAGUAGUGAAUCCCACUCCAAGCAGCUGGAGUCUGGAUAGUGGUAAAGAAGCAAAUACACAAUUUUCAGAAACUGUUGGAAAGUUGGUAUGUCCACCUGUACCACCCAGAACUCCACAACCAGGCUCUCCUGCAAAAAACAUGCAGCCUCUGUCUCCAAUAACUACCCUCAGAUCUCCACAAAAGCAGAGCUCUGUGCAGUCAUUUACUCCAUCUCCUACCGAGUACCAGUCCUCUGGGUUGGUAUCCAACUCUCCGGUUCUGUCAGGAAGUUACAGCAGUGGGAUCUCGUCGCUGAGCCGGUGUAGUGUAUCAGAAACAUCUGGCACUGAAGCUCAACCGAGUGAUCAGAUGCUAACAACGUCAGCCUCCAGUGGUUCUGAUGAACUGACAAGAAGGGAGAAUAAAACCCCUCCACCUUACAGUGUCUAUGAACGUUCAAACUCAAGGCGACCAGUGCCACUACCUCACAGUCUCUCUGUUCCUGUCAGCUCAGAUCCACCAGCUCUCCCGCCAAAACCGCACCAGCUCCGACCCAACAAACUGGAACAUGAAGGCAAAAGAAGUGAACAAGUCUCGAGGCCUAGGCCUCUGCCUAGAAAAGUAUCUCAGCUAUAGCAGCUGAUUUAUUUUUUGCACUGUCACACUUUUUCCUUUUUUAUUAAUGAAAAAUGUUUUAGGAAGAUCAUAAACUGUAAAUGGUGAACAUUUACACACAACUACAAUCAGUAUCUUUAGU
This is a messenger RNA of Acipenser ruthenus (sterlet), 6236 nucleotides long. RefSeq names its product dedicator of cytokinesis protein 4. The transcript has 53 exons. Gene Ontology annotation, molecular function: guanyl-nucleotide exchange factor activity; small GTPase binding; GTPase activator activity. The record is from RefSeq and is a predicted model, not a curated record. NCBI's taxonomy places the organism in Eukaryota, Metazoa, Chordata, Actinopteri, Acipenseriformes, Acipenseridae. The coding region runs from base 185 to 6115 and encodes 1976 amino acids. Gene Ontology annotation, cellular component: cytoplasm; plasma membrane. Gene Ontology annotation, biological process: small GTPase-mediated signal transduction; cell chemotaxis.